Urocitellus parryii (Arctic ground squirrel) is the source of this 1036-nucleotide messenger RNA. RefSeq names its product zinc finger protein 346 (gene Znf346). Lineage: Eukaryota; Metazoa; Chordata; Mammalia; Rodentia; Sciuridae. Gene Ontology annotation, molecular function: double-stranded RNA binding; zinc ion binding. The record is from RefSeq and is a predicted model, not a curated record.
GACCGGCGAGGGCUUGCAGGAAAGAUGGAGAGUCCGAUGUUGGGUACAGUGGAGACUGCGGAUAGCGGAGGGGCCGGGCCUUGCACGAACUCGGAGGAGCGGGAGGGCCGGGAACCUGAGGGGGUGCGAUUCGACCACGAGAGGGCGCGCCGCCUGUGGGAAGCAGUGUCCGGCACCCAGCCGGUGGGGAGGGAGGAAGUGGAACACAUGAUCCAGAAGAACCAAUGCCUCUUCACUAAUACCCAGUGUAAAGUUUGCUGCGCCUUGCUGAUUUCUGAAUCCCAGAAGCUGGCACAUUACCAGAGCAAAAAACAUGCUAACAAAGUGAAGAGAUACCUAGCAAUCCAUGGACUGGAGACAUUAAAGGGGGAAAUGAAGAGACUAGACUCAGAUCAGAAGAGCAGCAGAAGCAAAGACAAGAACCAGUGCUGCCCCAUCUGUAACAUGACCUUUUCCUCCCCUGUUGUGGCCCAGUCGCACUACCUGGGGAAGACCCACGCAAAGAACUUAAAGCUGAAGCAGCAAUCCACUAAGGUGGAAGCCUUGCACCAGAAUAGAGAGAUGAUAGACCCAGACAAGUUCUGCAGCCUUUGUCAUGCGACUUUCAACGACCCUGCCAUGGCUCAACAACAUUAUGUGGGCAAGAAACACAGGAAACAGGAGACCAAGCUCAAACUCAUGGCGCACUAUGGGCGGCUAGCGGACCCUGCUGUCACUGACUUAUCAGCUGGGAAGGGCUACCCCUGCAAGACGUGUAAGAUAGUGCUGAACUCCAUAGAACAGUACCAAGCUCACGUCAGCGGCUUCAAACACAAGAACCAGUCACCAAAAACAAUGGUAUCACCCUUGGGCCAGAUUCCAGUACAAAGGCAACCCACUCAGAAAGACUCAAGCACCUUAGAAGACUAGAGGUUUCUGUCUAGCACUCCACACUGGACCAGCCAAGAGCCAGCUUCCUAUGACUGUGGUCAGCCCCUGGCUCCCUCUUCCUCCUUUCUUACAGUAGGAGAAUAAGUAGYCCAGAGGAAGAAUUGGG